Molecule: messenger RNA, 936 nt
Organism: Orycteropus afer afer
Lineage: Eukaryota; Metazoa; Chordata; Mammalia; Tubulidentata; Orycteropodidae
Source: RefSeq, a predicted model, not a curated record
AUGGAUGAAACAAAUCACUUUGUGGUAUCAGAGUUUGUGUUCCUGGGAGUCUCCAAUUCCUGGGAGAUCCAACUUGUCCUCUCUGUGUUCUCUUCCAUGUUUUUUGUGGCAAGCUUGAUGGCAAACUCCUUCAUUGUUCUUACAGUGACUUCUGACCCUCACUUAUACUCGCUGUACUUCCUGUUGGCCAAUCUCUCCUUUAUUGACUUGGGUAUUUCUUUUGUCUUUUCCCCCAAGAUGAUUGAUGACCUUUUCAGAAAACACAAAAUCAUCUCCUUUGGAGGCUGCAUUGCUCAGAUCUUCUUUCUUCAUGUCAUCGGUGGUGUGGGGAUGGUGUUACUCAUAGCCAUGGCCUUUGACAGAUAUGUGGCCAUCUGUAAACCUCUCCACUAUUUUACUAUAAUGAACCCAAAAAUGUGUAUUUUACUCUCAGUUUCUGCAUGGAUAAUUGGUUUGAUCCACUCUGCCAUUCAACUAUUUUUUGUUAUACAAUUGCCAUUUUGUGGCCGUAAUGUACUGGACACAUUUUACUGUGAUCUCCCUAAAUUUAUCAAACUUGCCUGCACAGACACCUAUAGACUAGAGUUUAUGGUCACAGCCAACAGUGGUUUUUUAUCUCUGGGGUCAUUCUUCAUAUUGACCACCUCCUACAUUUUUAUCCUGAUCACUGUUCAGAAACACUCCUCAUGUGGCUCAUCCAAGGCUCUCUCUAAUUUAUCAAGUCAUAUCAUGGUGAUGAUAUUGUUCUUUGGUCCUUGCAUUUUUGUUUAUACCUGGCCUUACCCCACAUCACACCUAGAAAAAUAUCUUGCAUUUUUUGAUGCAGUUCUUACUCCUUUUCUGAAUGCAGUCAUCUACACUUUCAGGAACAAAGAGAUGAAAAUGGCUAUGAGGAGAGUAUGCAGUCAACUUUUUGUUUAUAAAAGAAUUUCUUAA